Molecule: messenger RNA, 3655 nt
Organism: Spodoptera litura
Lineage: Eukaryota; Metazoa; Arthropoda; Insecta; Lepidoptera; Noctuidae
Gene: Src64B
Product: Tyrosine-protein kinase Src64B
Biological process (GO): protein phosphorylation
Molecular function (GO): protein tyrosine kinase activity; protein binding; ATP binding
Source: RefSeq, a predicted model, not a curated record
UCGAACGUUAGUUGGAACCGUACGUUCAUUUCGUUUCAAAAAAGCUUCACGAGUCCGAGCUUUAUAGAAAUUUUUAAUUAUGUGUUUAUUGUUUGAUCAUAAAUAGAAUUCGCGGGAAUCUAUUAAUCUGAAAAUAGUGAAUUUGUGAUUGUAAAUUAGUUUGUUUAUCCUGUAGCAGAAUAGUGUUUGUAAACGGAUUCAGUAGUGUCGGCAUAGUUUAUUUAACUAAGUUCGUGACAGUGCUUUCCAUUUAUCUACGGAAUGUUUCUGAAGAAUUGAGAUCUUAAUAAAUAUAAAGGAGUGGCUUGGCGCGGCGUAACCGGCGGGCCGCGCCAUGGGUAACAAGUGCUGCAGCCGCCGUCAUGACCCAGAUAGGCCUUUGGUAUAUCCGGCGUAUAAGAACGAGGCGGGGUUCACGGCGUGCCCGUCGUCGCUGGAGACGCGGUACACAGGAGAACCCAACACACGAGUGCUGUCGCGACCUCCUGCGGACAUCGUGCGCACACGCAACCCUGGAAAAUGUAUAACCAACGGCGGCAGACGCGUAGUGAAAGCGCUAUGCGCGUACACAGCUCGAGCGGACUCGGACAUCUCGUUCCGCAAGGGCGACCGCAUGGAAGUCCUGAGCGAUGCAGAGCCUGAUUGGUGGAGAGUCCUACAUCUCACCACGAGGAGAGAAGGACUUGUACCCGUCAACUUUGUCGCUGAAGAAAGUUCUGUUGAAUGCGAAGACUGGUUCUUUCCUCACGUAUCCCGCAAAGAGGCUGACAAACUCCUCCUUGCUGAGACCAACCCUCGAGGGACCUUCCUCGUGAGGCCAGCGGAACAUAAUCCUCACGGCUUCAGCCUCAGUGUCAAGGAUUGGGAGGAGGGAAGAGGGUACCAUGUAAAACAUUACAAGAUUAAGCCUUUGGACAAUGGAGGGUUCUACAUCGCUACCAAUCAAACGUUCCCGAGUCUGCCUGCGCUUGUCAUGUCUUAUACGAAGAACGCGUUAGGUCUAUGCCACGUGCUAGCGCGGCCGUGUCCGAAGCCUGAACCUCAAAUGUGGGACCUCGGGCCAGAGUUACGGGACAAAUGGGAGAUACCACGGUCAGAGAUACAACUCAUCAGGAAACUAGGACAAGGCAACUUUGGAGAAGUCUAUUAUGGAAAGUGGCGUAAUAAUAUUGAGGUUGCUGUGAAAACACUAAGAGAAGGCACGAUGUCGACACAAGCCUUCCUACAAGAGGCAGCCAUCAUGAAGAAGUUCCGACACAAGCGGUUGGUGGCGCUGUACGCAGUUUGUUCCACACAAGAACCAGUAUACAUAGUGCAAGAAUACAUGAGUAAAGGUUCCCUCCUAGAGUUCCUCAGAAACGGUGAGGGCAAGUUCCUCCAGUUUGAGGACCUCGUGUAUGUCGCCGCGCAAGUCGCGUCCGGCAUGGAGUACUUAGAAUCCAAAAUGUUGAUACACAGAGACUUAGCCGCUAGGAACGUGUUAAUAGGUGAAAACAACGUAGCAAAAAUAUGUGACUUUGGACUCGCAAGGGUGAUUGAAGACAAUGAAUACUGUCCUAAGCAGGGGUCUCGCUUCCCAGUCAAGUGGACGGCACCAGAGGCCAUCAUUUAUGGAAGAUUCUCCAUCAAGAGCGACGUCUGGUCGUACGGCAUUCUUCUUAUGGAACUGUUCACGUAUGGUCAGAUACCUUACCCUGGUCUGCACGGCAAGGACGUCAUUGAACAAGUAGAGCGAGGCUACAGAAUGCCCAAACCCGUCGGACACUACCUCCCCGACGAUAUCUAUAGACUGAUGCUACAAUGCUGGGACGCUAUCCCCGAGAAACGGCCCACUUUCGAAUUCCUAAACCACUAUUUCGAAUCAUUCACAGUGACCAGUGAGAUACCGUACAGAGAAGUGCAAGACUAGUGCUGUGAUAUAGUGAAAUAGUUUGUAUGUGCCGCGUGAGAGACAUGUGUAGGGUCCUCUUAGCAAAUGUCGGAGUUAUAUUGUCUGUGGCCGUCCUGUCGCGGGACCGACCACACACCUAUAAAUCCACUUUUAGUAUUUUUAUACUCAAAUCAUUAAUGAACUAAAACAAUACAGGAACGUGUGAGCUUCUUUUUUAUUGGUCGACGGCUUUUCUCUUCUGUUUUGUAAGUCAAAAUUGAUAUCGAAAUACUUAGCCUAAGUCAAUACGAAAACACAGAAACUGACGUAUGUAUAAGUCAACUAAAAUAACUUAAGUAUUUAUAGUAUUGAUCAAGUUUCACUUUCUAUUAUUUAUGUAGCUUAUAAGCACUGGUAGUGUUAUUUUGCAUUUUGUACAAACUCAAUUGUUCACUACGGCAUAAGCAAUAAGGUUGAAAACGAAAUGUAACACAAUAUUUUCAUAUUCUAAAAUGAUAUGUGAUAUUUUUUUAUCACCUUAGGCCCGACACUGGAGUACGAAUAAGAUCUCAAGUCCUACGCUUCACUCGUGCUUUGUAACUCCAUGUUAUUGUAAAAGUUCACGCACAACCAAAAUUAUGUCUAAUUUGCGUACAAAUUUAUAUUUGCCCUUGUAAUGACAGAAAACUGAACUAAAGUACUUCAAGGCUCCUUUGCAAUUAUCAUGUAAAUGUUAGAGGAAGUUAUUGUAGAAUCCUUUAGUUGUCAUUAGCUCCCUGAAUCAAAAUUGACUACUGGGUAAGAUAUGGUAGAUAGAAAUACAGGGUAGAACUGAAUAAGAAACAACAAAAUUCCGUCACUAAAUUUUUUUUUAAAUUCAUAGCGAUGCCUUCUCCAGAGGAGGUUAAUGCUAGAGGAGUAUGUACUGAGAAUUCCAGAAGGCAAUUUUGGUUAAUUUUCGAAAUAUUAGGACACGUCUGGCGUGUUCGAAGCGUUGUUAUAUAAAUUCACAAGACCACGCUAGGCGCUAAGUGGCACGUAAUAAAACAUGUCGUGUGCAGAGUAACAUUAACCCGUUGGAAAUUGUUGACAAUCAUCCCCUAAAUUUCUACCUACAAAAGUAGUCUCUAAACAUUGGAAAUAAGGUCUAUAAUGUAGUUAGUGGAGAGUGGUCACCCGUGACCGCUUGGGGAUAUUUUGAAGGUUCUCUUGAAUUUCUAUCCACCAAAACUACCAGUUGUUACAAAAUUGUGAUAAAACUGUGCUCAAUGAUCCCAUACAACUUGCAAAGGGGCUAACUAUCCUCAUGUAAAAAGACAAAUAAUGCUAGCUAUAGGACCAUAUACCAAAGAGAUAAUUGUACAUUAAGAACGAAUGAUAGAUGUAGCGAGAAGCGUAUUUAAUUUAUAGCAUAGUUAGACCUUGUGACCUGUAUAUUAUUAAUUAAUUAAUUUGACCAAUUAUCCCCCAUUAUUGACGCAUGUAUUAAAUCAUAUUAAUUGUUAAUAUAAUUGGAUUCUAAUCGACUGAUCAUCGAUCCGUUGUUUAUAAUUGUAACUACAAAAUUUAACCUCAAAUUUUAUUGUUUUCUUCGCCUAAAAGUAUUAAAAUGCUUUAACCACUUAAUCGUUUCGUCAUAGAAAAAUGUAAAAAGCCAAUGAAAAAUAGUGUCUUAAAUAACAUUCCAAAUAUUCAAAACACGUUAAAUUUGGACACUUUUGUAUGAAAACGUUUAGAUUUGUAAGAUUUUGUACAUACAAUGAAAAUAAAUGUCAUUGAUAUAAA